AUGUUAUCUGAACCUCAAUUCCUUAAAGUCAAACAGCUAUACGACCGAAAAGAUGCUCUACUUUACAGAAUUAAUCACUUGGAAUCAACCACUAAAGCCCUCCAAGCUGAAAUGUCCAACCACUCCAUAAGUUUUCAAACAGCAGUCGAGGCGUUUUUUGACUUUGCUGUGAAAACUGCAUUUCCUGAUCACAAAGGUCAUAAAGUGCAGGUGACCGUUCCGAAUAACGACCGUUUCGGUGAUCUGCAGUGCAACAGUGCACUCAGACUUUCAAAGGAGUUUGGCUCUUCUGAUGCAACGGCGAACCCUUCUCUUAUUGCAAAAUCAAUUAUUGAUGCCCUCCCACAGAAUGACUUGAUAGAAAAGAUGGAAGUUGCCGGGCCAGGAUUUAUCAAUAUCCGGAUCUCCAAAGCUUUUGUGCUGAGUGAAUUGAAGAAAAUACUGACGAAUGGUGUUCAGCCGCCACGAUUAACUGCCCAUUAUUCAGUUAUAAUCGAUAUGUCCUCGCCCAACAUUGCAAAAGAAAUGCAUGUUGGUCAUUUGAGAUCAACUAUUAUCGGAGACGGGAUCGCACGUCUGUUGACGUUUCUGGGACACAAAGUUCUGAAACUAAACCAUAUCGGUGACUGGGGGACGCAAUUCGGAAUGUUAAUCGCACACUUGCAGGAGACAUUUCCUGACGUGCGGACUGUGCCGCCCAUCGGAGACCUGCAAGCUUUUUACAAACUAGCCAAGGCUAAAUUCGACGAGGAUGAGGACUUUAAAGCGCGCGCUUACAAGGCAGUUGUGCAGCUACAGUGCCACGACCCAAAUCACAUACGCAUGUGGCAACAGAUAUGUGAGAUAUCCCGCCGUGAAUUUCAAAAGGUCUACGAUAGGUUGGACAUUAGGGAUCUUGUUGAACGAGGCGAGUCGUUUUAUCAAUCCCGAAUGCAUGAUAUGGUGCGAGAUCUGGAGACUCUGAAUAUGUUGCAGUUAGACGAGGGUAGAAAAAUACUCUGGGCUCCUAACUGUGACGUUCCACUGACGAUUGUCAAGUCUGAUGGUGGAUUUACGUAUGACACAUCUGAUCUUACUGCCUUGUUGCAUCGGAUACACGAGGAGAAGGCCGACUGGGUAAUCUACGUGGUCGACGCUGGUCAGGCCCUUCACUUCAAUACUUUGUGGUCUGCUGCCGAAGCGGUUGGAUUCUAUAAACGCAGCGUUCAUCGGGUGGAACAUGUUUCUUUCGGUGUUGUCCUUGGUGAAGACAAGAAAAAGUUCAAAACUCGUUCCGGUGAAACGGUUCGCUUGGUCGAUCUGCUAGAUGAAGGUUUGGAACGUUCAAAAAAGAGGCUAAUAGAGAAAGGCAGAGAUAAGGAACUAACAGAGGACGAGUUCAAAGCUGCCCAAGAAGCGAUUGCUUAUGGUUGCAUCAAAUACGCUGAUCUAUCCCACAAUCGAAUAAAUGAUUAUAUCUUCUCAUUCGACAAGAUGCUCGACGACAAAGGCAAUACGGCUGUUUACCUGCUAUAUGCGUACACGCGCAUCAGGUCAAUCGCUCGAAACGCCGGGUACACGAGCGAACAGCUGGCCAAAUUUUCUGACCAACAGGCGCUGUCUUUGGAUCAUCCAGCCGAAUGGAAACUAGCCAAAACAAUUUGUCGAUUUCCGGACAUACUGCUGCGAAUACAGAACGACUUCCUGUUGCACACACUGUGUGACUAUUUGUACGAUUUGAGUUGUACAUUUACGAGUUUCUACGACGUAUGCUAUUGCAUUGAGCGAGACCGGGAGACAGGUGCCAUACUUCGAGUGAACACCGGUCGCCUAAUGUUAUGUGAGGCAACUGCCAAGGUGAUGAAAUGCGGGUUUGAUAUACUCGGACUGAGAACCGUUGAGCGCAUGUAAUCUACCAAAGACUCAUUCAUUGUAAUAUAUUUCGUCAAUCGGUG
This is a messenger RNA of Opisthorchis viverrini, 1934 nucleotides long. RefSeq lists its product as hypothetical. The transcript has 12 exons. Gene Ontology annotation, cellular component: cytoplasm. Gene Ontology annotation, biological process: arginyl-tRNA aminoacylation. Gene Ontology annotation, molecular function: arginine-tRNA ligase activity; ATP binding. The coding region runs from base 1 to 1890 and encodes 629 amino acids. The record is from RefSeq and is a predicted model, not a curated record. NCBI's taxonomy places the organism in Eukaryota, Metazoa, Platyhelminthes, Trematoda, Opisthorchiida, Opisthorchiidae.